Molecule: messenger RNA, 1128 nt
Organism: Rhipicephalus microplus (southern cattle tick)
Lineage: Eukaryota; Metazoa; Arthropoda; Arachnida; Ixodida; Ixodidae
Source: RefSeq, a predicted model, not a curated record
UGAGAGAAGUCAGAAGCUUCUGCUCCUCCGACGGAUUAGGAACACCACCAUGCUCCGUGCCUGCAUCGUCCUUGUUUUGGCCACCAGCGCCCUUGCUGGCCACAUUGGCCACCUUGCGGGAGGCUACACUCUCGCUAGUAACCUCGGCUACGGCCUUGGCUACGGCAACCUUGGAUACUCUGGCCUCGGCUAUGGUGGUCUUGGUCUUUCCCACUACGGCCUUUCUCACGGUGUUGGCUAUUCCGGCCUGACCGGCUUUGGUGCUGGCUAUGGAUAUGGAUACGCCGCUCCAGCUGCCGGUUAUGCUGUCGCUGCUCCAGCUGUUGCCCGUACUGUCGCCACCUACCACGCUGCUCCAGCCGUGACUGCCGUCCACGCUGCUCCAGCUGUCACUGCUGUGCACGCUGCUCCAGCUGUCGCUACUUACGCUGCUGCCCCAGCUGUCACCAGGGUUGUUCAGUCUGCUCCAGCUGUUGCCACCUACGCUGCUGCCCCAGCUGUCACCAGGGUUGUUCAGUCGGCUCCAGUUGUCGCCGCUGCCCCAGCUGUCACUCGUGUCGCCUACAGCGCCCCAGCUGUCACCAGGGUUGUUCAGUCUGCCCCAGCUGUCUCCUAUGCCGUUGCUCCCGCCGUCACCAAGGUUGUCCAGUCUGCUCCAGUUGUCGCCGCUGCCCCAGCCGUGACCACUGUCCACCACGCCGCUCCAGCUUUCGCUGCCGUCCACGCUGUCCCAGCUGUUGCCACCGUCGCCCACGCUGCCCCAGCCAUCGCCACCGUUGCCCACGCUGCUCCAGCCGUCGCCACUUACGGUGUUGCCCACGCCGCCCCAGCCGUCGCCACCUACGGCAUCGCUCACGCCGCUCCAGCCUACUACGGCUACGGUGUUGGAUCCCUCGGCUAUGGUGUUGGCAGCUAUGGUUACGGCCAUGGUCUCCUCGGCUACGGUCUGAACUACGGCUAUGGUCUCGGCUCUCCUCUGAGCUACUCCACCCUUCUCCGCAAGAAGAAGUAAAUGCUUGUCUUCCUGGAAGUCAGACCGAAUUGAAGCAAUACAGCCAUGAAGAACCAGUCUUUCAUGUGUCCGUGAUAUAUAGUCAUUGUUGCAAAGUAAUAAAAUGUUUGUGUAAA